UGGCGGCAGCAGCUGCUGGGUGAGCAGCCGGAGAUUGUGCUACCCUCCCGGCAGGAGGGCAGGAGAGGAGAGGAGAGAGCGCCCUCCUCCUCGGGCACCGCCGCUGCAUUGGUGGCCGUGUUUUUCCCUCUUUACCCCUCCACUCUUGAAGAGAGAAGAAGAUGCCACUGCCCAUUCGGAUUGAAACUCAAACGCACCCGGCGCUACACGGUGUCCAGCAAGAGCUGCCUGGUUGCCCGGAUCCAGCUACUCAAUAAUGAGUUUGUGGAGUUCACGCUGUCUGUGGAGAGCACAGGUCAGGAGAGCCUGGAGGCUGUGGCCCAAAGGCUGGAGCUGCGGGAGAUCACGUACUUCAGCCUCUGGUACUACAACAAGCAGAACCAGCGCCGGUGGGUGGAUUUGGAAAAGCCUCUGAAGAAGCAGCUGGACAAGUACGCCUUGGAGCCCACCGUCUCCUUCGGAGUGGUGUUCUAUGUGCCUUCCGUGUCCCAGCUGCAGCAGGAGGUCACCAGGUAUCAGUAUUAUCUGCAGCUGAAGAAAGAUAUCUUGGAAGGAAACAUUCCAUGUACAUUAGAACAAGCAAUUCAACUAGCAGGCUUGGCUGUUCAAGCUGAUUUUGGUGACUUUGAUCAAUAUGAAUCCCAGGACUUCCUUCAGAAAUUUGCCUUAUUUCCUGUGGGCUGGUUACAAGAUGAAAAGGUAUUGGAAGAAGCAACCCAAAAGGUGGCCUUACUGCAUCAGAAAUACAGAGGGCUCGCAGCUCCUGAGGCGGAAAUGCUGUACAUGCAGGAGGUGGAGAGGAUGGAAGGCUACGGAGAAGAGAGCUACCCUGCGAAGGCCAGGAGACCAGCCGACAUUUUCCCAUCGGGAGUCCUGUUCUGGGAGGCCAUCUUUUUGUGAAAACACAAAGAACGGAAAGGGCCUCCUGUGAUAUUUCGGUGGCACGAUAUUGCUAACAUGUCCCACAAUAAGUCGUUCUUUGCCUUAGAGCUGGCGAGUAAAGAGGAGACCAUCCAGUUUCAAACGGAAGACAUGGAAACAGCAAAAUACAUGUGGAGACUCUGUGUGGCGAGGCACAAAUUUUACAGACUAAACCAGUGCAGCCUGCAAACGCCGACCGUCACCGUGAACCUGAUCAGGAGGAGGUCUUCUUCCAGGAUGUCUCUGCCUAAGCCUCAGCCCUAUGCGAUGCCCGCCCCACCCCCGCUGCAUUACAAUGGACAUUACACAGAACCCUACACUUCUUCUCAAGAUAACCUCUUUGUGACCAACCAGAAUGGAUACUACUGUCACUCUCAGACCAGCCUGGAUCGAGCCCAGAUCGACCUCAACGGUCGCAUCCGCAACGGCAGUGUGUACAGCGCACACAGCACCAGCUCCUUGAACAACCCCCAGCCCUACCCGCAGCCCUCGCCCAUGUCCUCCAACCCCAGCAUCACCGGGAGCGAUGUCAUGAGGCCCGACUACGUCCCGUCUCACCGGCACAGCGCGCUGAUCCCCCCGUCCUACCGCCCGACCCCCGACUACGAGACGGUGAUGAAGCAGCUCAACCGGGGGAUGGCUCACGCUGAGCGGCAGAGCCACUCGCUGAGAAACCUCAACAUCGGCCACUCGUUCGCCUACAGCAGGCCCGACGCGCUGGUCUACAGCCAGCCCGAGAUCCGGGAGCACGCCCACUUCCCCUCUCCCCAGUCGGCCCACUACCCGUUCAGCCUGAACUACAGUUUCCACAGCCAGUCCCCGUACCCCUACCCCGCGGAGCGGCGGCCCGUGGUGGGCGCCGUCAGCGUGCCCGAGCUGACCAACGUGCAGCUCCAGGCCCAGGACUACCCGGCUCCCAACAUCAUGAGGACUCAGGUGUACCGCCCGCCCCCGCCGUACCCGUACCCGCACCCGCGGCCCGCCAACAGCACCCCGGACCUGUCCCGCCACCUCUACAUCAGCAGCAGCAACCCCGACCUCAUCACGCGGCGCGUCCACCACUCGGUCCAGACCUUCCAGGAGGACAGCCUGCCCGUGGCCCACUCCCUGCAGGAGGUCAGUGAGCCCCUCACCGCUGCGCGGCAUGCUCACCUGCAGAAGAGGAACAGCAUCGAGCUUGCGGGGCUGACGCACAGCUUCGACGGCAUGAGGCUCAAGGACAGGACCAUGUCAGCCUCAGCCGCAGACGUGGCCCCGCGGGCCAGCUUCGCAGGCUCCCAGCCAAAUGUCUUCCCAGACAGGACGAGACGGGGAGAGACGGCCGAGCAGGAAGGCCUGAGAUACGGUCACAGCAAGUCCCUUUCAGAGGCCACCAUGCUGAUACACAGCAGUGACGAGGAGGAGGAGGAGCCGGAGGAGGACAGCAGGGCACGGGCUGUGCUCUCCCCACGGGCACGUGAGCCCCGGGGCAGUUACUCCCAGGAGCCGCAGGCGGGCUGCUCCUGCGCCUCGGCCUCUGCAGGCGAGGGCCCUCUGCACAUCCACGAGCCCAAGGCCCAUGUCACCGAGGCUGAGAGGAGGGGGAGGGAGGGCAGCCCCGUGCACGUGCUGGCGGAGGCCCAGCGGCCCCGGAGGGACGGGCUGCUGACUCCCUCCAUGUCCGAGUCUGACCUCACCACGUCUGGGAGGUACCGGGCCAGGAGGGAUUCUCUGAAGAAGAGGCCGGUGUCCGACCUCCUCUCGGGCAAGAAGAAUAUCGUUGAAGGGCUUCCGCCGUUAGGGGGAAUGAAAAAGAGCCGAGUAGAUGCAAAAAAAAUGGGCCCUCUCAAGCUGGCUGCCCUGAAUGGACUGUCGCUGUCUCGCCUGCCUCUGCCCGACGAGGGGAAGGACGUGUCAGCCAGAGCCACCAAUGAUGAGAGGUGUAAAAUUCUGGAACAGCGGUUGGAACAGGGAAUGGUGUUCACAGAAUAUGAAAGAAUCCUUAAAAAACGGCUGGUCGAUGGGGAGUGCUCAACGGCACGACUCCCGGAAAAUGCCGAAAGAAACCGAUUCCAGGACGUGCUUCCCUAUGACGAUGCCAGAGUGGAGUUGGUCCCAACCAAAGAGAACAACACCGGGUACAUCAACGCAUCCCAUAUUAAGGUCUCUGUCAGUGGGAUGGAAUGGGACUAUAUUGCCACGCAGGGCCCGCUGCAGAACACCUGUCAGGACUUUUGGCAGAUGGUGUGGGAGCAGGGAAUCGCCAUUAUAGCGAUGGUGACAGCGGAAGAGGAGGGCGGAAGGGAGAAGAGCUUUAGGUACUGGCCACGCCUUGGUUCCCGGCACAACACUGUCACCUACGGAAGGUUCAAGAUCACCACCCGGUUCCGCACAGACUCUGGCUGCUACGCCACCACCGGCCUGAAGAUGAAGCACCUGCUCACGGGGCAGGAGAGGACGGUCUGGCACCUGCAGUACACGGACUGGCCGGAGCACGGCUGCCCCGAGGACCUCAAGGGGUUUCUGUCAUACCUUGAGGAGAUCCAGUCUGUCCGACGCCACACAAACAGCACGAGUGAACCCAAAGGCCCCAACCCCCCGCUGCUGGUCCACUGCAGCGCGGGGGUGGGGAGGACCGGCGUCGUCAUCUUGUCCGAGAUCAUGAUCGCCUGCCUGGAGCACAACGAGGUGCUCGACAUCCCACGGGUGCUGGACAAGCUGAGGCAGCAGAGAAUGAUGCUGGUGCAGACCCUGAUCCAGUACACGUUCGUGUACAGAGUUCUCAUCCAGUUCCUGAAAAGCUCCAGGCUCAUAUAAGCUCCCACGGCUGCCGAAGGGGACCCGCCCAUGUGAAGCGUUUACAGUCAGAACAGGGCCCGCCUGACUCACAUUCACCCCUCGACACUCGUCCGCGCAGAAGGCUCACUGGGAAGUAAGGGCGGCGUGGAUGCCGGCACUGAGGGAGCGUGAAGGCUGCGGGGGACUUCACCUGGGACGAGGCCAGAGAUGGAGGACUUGGUGUCCAGGGAGUGGCCCUGCCCGGUCUGUCCGAUUUGCAGCACUUGCACACAUGUUUGGAGACUGUGUUUUCUAGACAAUUCUGUAUUUUACUGAAGCUAUGCUGGGCAACUCUGGCAAUCAUUAACAGGCAUAGAUUUUUAUCUUAAACAAGUUUUUGCUAAUGGAAUUUUAUUUCAUGACUAAAAUAUUUGGGGGUUUUCUUGCUGAGAAACUGAACUUUUCCGUGGAGAUGAUCCACAAAUAUGAGUGGUUCCUUUGUAACUUUGUAUUUAAAACCAUGUUAUUAUCUUUUGAUAUUUUUUAAAAACCUUGGGUACUUAACAGUUUAGUUACCAAAUCCAAACUACAAGAAGGAUUUACAAGUGUUAUUUUGAAACAUGAAGAAAGCAUUAUUAUAUUCAGAAACAUUUUUUAUCCUAAAAAUUCAUAUAUUUUUUACCUUCUAUAUUUUCCAAAUCAGAGUUUGACUCAUUAAGGUACGGAAACGAAUCAGUUAAGGGAAAGCUGUGAAUGAAGGCACAUCAUUUUAAAAUGGAAGAGAGCAAUCAGAUUCACUGUGUUGUUUUUUUUUCUCAGUAUUAUUCAUAAACCUAAAUGAGUUUGAUUUUAUUGGUUGAAAAUGAAGUGAAAUUGUGCAGGUUGGCUUUAAGCACUUUUUCUUGGUUAAAAACAGUAAACCUGAGUUAGACUACGUGUGCCGCUUUACAGAUGAAACGCUAACACGAGCAGGGGAUGUUGUUCCGAAGGAGUUUUGGAAGAGGUCAGGAGUAAGAGUAUGUAGGUGCCUGGGACACGAGUACGUGUAGUGUCCGUGCAGGAUGGCAAAUGCAAGAUGCCUUUAUUUUUACAAAAACGCAGUAUUAUCUAUCCUCAGACUGAGGUGCUGGGAUGGAGAGGGGGAGCCUGGGAGUGUGGGGCUGACCCCCCAGAGAUGGGAAUCCCCAGGCAACUCCAGGCCUGUCAGUGUCAGAGAUCACUUGGGUUCCCUUGGAGUUCUUCCACCCCAACCUCUAUUCUUUUUUAACAAAUACAAUCAAGUUAAUAUUAUCAUGGAAAGGAGGCUUCAAGAAGCUUCCUUUUCUUUUGGUUGAAAGAAGAGUUAGUAAUAGUUUUACGUCAUCUCCCAAGACCACAGCCCAAACUUGUGGGGCUAGCAGAGGUCACUUGGUGUUCAAGAGGUACUUGAGAUUUAGCUUCCCUACCCCCUGACUUCACCCCUGAGGACAGUUUUAGCCUCUUAGUUACCCCUCCCCCACCGCAGUGGGCAGAACAAGGCUGACUAGGGGGAGAGUGUCCCCUUUGGCCCAGGCGAGGGUGGCCUGGUCACAGUGGGAGUUGAGUAGGUAAGGACUCAUUGGUACGUUCAGCCGAGGAGCCGUCCCUUUCUUCCUUCUUCUGAGGCUGCUUCUCCAAAAUACAGUUUCCAAAUUGUUCAACCUAGGGCUAUUUCCCCAAAAUUCAAUAUCCUAGGGGUGUUUCCAGUCCCUGUGUUAACUCCUAAAGCAGUUCAACUCACUAUUGUGACCACUGAGUAUGUAUUAUCAGCUGUGGGACAGGUUUCCUUCAUACAGCGUGGAUCUGCCUAACUGAGUGACCCAGAAAGCAACCAUGUACGAGGAAAAUUCCGAAGAUGUUAGUGGAAAGGAAUAUUGGAAGUGAACACAUUUGUCACGUAGGGACAAAAUAUUAAUUUUAAAUCUGACAUUGUUUUUGAGAGUCCUGUUUAAAGAGCAGUAGACCAGCCCUGACCGGUUUGGCUCAGUGGAUAGAGCAUCAGCCUGUGGACUCAAGGGUCCCAGGUUCGAUUCCAGUCAAGGGCAUGUACCUUGGUUGCGGGCACGUCCCCAGUGGGGAGUGUGCAGGAGGCAGCUGAUUGAUGUUUCUCAUCGAUGUUUCUAACUCUCUAUCCCUCUCCCUUCCUCUCUGUAAAAAAUCAAUAAAAUACAUUUAAAAAAAAAUAAAGAGCAGUAGACCUAAGGGUAAAUGUUCAGAAAGAGCUCUGCAGAAGAAUGGAUGAAACCUUUUUUUAUGGUGAUAUUUCCCCCUCCACACCAUGUAAAAGACAGGAGUGUUUCUGAUGAUGUUUUUUCUUCCAUGGUAGGUUUUUAAAAAAUGCUUUUCUGUCAGGUUGAAAUAUUUUAAAGUGUCUCACUGAUAAGAACAUAACGUAAGUCAAAAUCAGAAGAGUAAUAUAUGGUAUGUUUGUGUUCCUGUUGUCAUAAUUUGAGUAUAAGAAAGUAUGAGGGCCGAAUUGCAGUUUGAAUGUCACGCUUACGAUGUUGCAUGUUUGACAUAGCUUCUAAGACCAUGUAACCUUUUGUCCCUUUUGAAUUUUUAAAUUUUGUUAGUGAAUAUGAAAGUAUUUCUGAAUAAAAAUAAAUCUCAAUUAUAGACUCUGAUACAAUGUGAUUUUCAAGAGCGAACUCGAAAACAUUGAGGUUUCAUAGCUUACCCCUUCUGAUCUGAGGGUGUUAUUGUCUGCCAAAAUUAGGCACUGCUUCAGUAUCUUCGUGUCUUUUAGUGCCUUGAUAUUGUUAAUUUCAAAUCAAAAUUACCAAAAUGUACAUUUCUACAAAAGUAGGUUACAAAUGAGGGCUUCUCCGUGGUCCGUUUUGGCAUCUCUGGCAUCACUUUUCCUGGUUAGUUAGAAUAUCACUUGGAAUGUUCAUUGCAGUCAUUAUCAUUACUUUUUUCUGGAACAUCUACUGUGAAGCAUUUGGAAAGCCCUAGGAUUUUGCCUUUUAAACCUUUUGGCAGGAUUAAAACAGAAGCUAUACCUGUGCUUCCUUAGAAUCUUCCAGAAGAAGCAAGGUCUGGGCAGAAACACGGAAGACGGUGUCAGGUUGUAGGACGGAGUGACGACGGCAUGGCCAAGCUUUCAUCAUUGGGAGAAAAGUCAUUUCAAAUGGGUUCAUGUGUUAAUGUUUGUAAUUUUAAGAAAAUUUAAAUAUAUAUGUUAUAUAUAAAACUUUACACGUAUUAAAAUCUAAAGCUGGAGGUCAGCUGCAAUGUAAGCGCAGAUUUAAUGGAGAUUUGCAUGAACAGAUGGAAAUAAGACAGCAUUUACUGUAAAUCAUUUUAAAAAUCAGACUAGAAGGUGUUUUUCAAAAGGAACUCUGGUUAUAAAUUUAGGGGAUUUGCUUCCAUCAAGAUUUCAUGUGGAACAAGCUAAUACGAUCUCUUCCCAGUUUAAAGUUUAUUUUUAAAAAAUCCAAAUUGGAGGGGGCUCUUUUUUGAGCUGAGGAGUACAUUUCGAAAAUAGAGGAAAUGGUACAUUAAGAAUUUGCCUGGGAAAAUAAAUGUUUCUCAAAAGAACACGAGUUUUUCAAAUUCCUAGAGAUAAGGGUUCUAUUUACCCUUGUGUCUACAAUUGGCAAAAAAUGAGGAAAGAUCAGAAAGUCCGGUUAUUUAAAGUUGGUGUGUGUUUGGGGAGGGUGGGUGGAGAGAGAAUGUUAGAGAACUUGCGAAGUGGUCCUUGGAUUGUUAAGGUGGCGUCAUUUUCUGUACAUCACUACAGGCAGUUCCCAAAUAAAAAUUAUGCUCUCGAAGUUCCGA
Molecule: messenger RNA, 7476 nt
Organism: Myotis lucifugus (little brown bat)
Lineage: Eukaryota; Metazoa; Chordata; Mammalia; Chiroptera; Vespertilionidae
Gene: PTPN21
Product: protein tyrosine phosphatase, non-receptor type 21
Exons: 18
Biological process (GO): protein dephosphorylation
Cellular component (GO): cytoskeleton
Molecular function (GO): protein tyrosine phosphatase activity
Source: RefSeq, a predicted model, not a curated record